Dacryopinax primogenitus is the source of this 1083-nucleotide messenger RNA. RefSeq lists its product as uncharacterized. The transcript has 4 exons. Lineage: Eukaryota; Fungi; Basidiomycota; Dacrymycetes; Dacrymycetales; Dacrymycetaceae. The record is from RefSeq and is a predicted model, not a curated record. The coding region runs from base 115 to 864 and encodes 249 amino acids.
CUUCAUUUCAAACAUUGUCGGUCAACUCUUCUCUCUUCUCUUCUCUUCUCUCUUCAUUUCUCUCUCUCCUCAUCGCUUGGCUGUUGAAUACUCUCCCGUAAUAACAUCAAAAUCAUGAAGCUGCUCACCAAGGACCAAGCCGAUGCCCACUACAGGCGCACGAUCCAGGGUGGAGUGAAAGGUUUCACAGUCGGCCUCGCCGGCUCUCUGGGCAUGGCAUACUUCCUUAACGGUCGCUGGCCCUACUUCCGCCAACUUCCUAUCCAACUCAAGGCGCUCUCUAUCGUACUCGUCACCAUACCCGCCACCGUCAUCCAAGCAGAACACGAGAGCGAUCUCUUCCAGCGCGAACAGUGGCAAGGUGCUGCCAAGAAUGAGCUUGACGAGGAAGAGGCGCAGCAACUCCAGCGCUGGGAGGCGCUCGGCUGGGCCGAGAAGGCUUACGACUAUGCUGCUAGGCAUCAGUUUGGCAUGGUCGUCGGUGGAUGGGCAGUAGGGAUGGUUGGUGCUGGAGGAUUCAUCAUGCGCGACAAGCUCAUGACCUUCCCCCAAAAGAUCGUCCAGAUCCGUAUGUGGGCACAAGGCAUCACAGUCGUCUCUGUCGUCGCUUCAGCCCUCAUCUUCUCCUCCAAACCCCGUGAGAAGCACGUCGACCAUUCCUGGCGCGAUAUCCUCGCCGAGGAAGCCCGGAUCGACGCGAUCCGUAAGCAGGCUCAGGAGGACGCCUCAACAGAGAAGAAAGUCUCCCUGUCCACCCCGCUCGAGAAGCGAGUCGUGGCGAACUCACCGUACGAGCCGACCGUCUCCGUCACCCAGGUGAUGAAGACCCGGUUAUCGGUCGAGAACCUGUUCAAGAAAGACUAAUGGGAAAAUAUGACUGGAUCGGUCACGGAUGAGCAGACGGGUCUUGUACCAUAGUCCUCCUAUCUGCCUCAUGUUUGUUUAUUUCUUCUUAAGUGUCCUCAAUUGUUCUUUCUUUUCGCAAGUGCUCUGCAAUUCAACACCAAGCAUUGAAAACGAGCUGUACUGUUUAUGUUUCUGUAACGUCCGCCCUAAGUAGCCCGCAACAAUCGCACCCUUCAU